CGCUAACGUAAAAGCAAACGUGAAGUGAGGCCACAAGUCCCCAUACAUUUAGUGUUUUUGUAGAGGGCUUUAGCUUCCCCCACAAGUGUUCCUGCAGAGAGCGAACGUACGCAUUAACCACUUGCGUCAUACUGCCUUCUAGACAAAGUUAUAAAAGAUCAACAUCUGACUCCUGGAAGCUUUUAAUCUGAGCAACUUAUAAAAAGCUAUGAAUGUUCAGUAUACUCAUACUUAUUUUCUGUUCCUGUGGUCUACAUUUUGCUUCGCAACCAGACAGGAAAACACUAUCAGACCAGGUGAACAUAACGUCAGAGAGAGUGAUGUCAAAAAGUUGCUGAGUAGCCACCAUCACCUCAUCAUAAGCCGGGGAAUUUAUCAGAGCCCGGACUAUCCACUCUGCGUGCGAUCUCACUUGAUAUCAGCUUCGGAUGUUACAUUUCGGCACAAGUUAAGCUAUCAAGAACGGGAGUUCAAGGGCCAGAGAAUACGCGGAAUCGGCCUGUACCGGUAUGUAUUAUGA
This is a messenger RNA of Dermacentor andersoni, 520 nucleotides long. The record is from RefSeq and is a predicted model, not a curated record. Lineage: Eukaryota; Metazoa; Arthropoda; Arachnida; Ixodida; Ixodidae.